This is a messenger RNA of Mytilus californianus (California mussel), 2768 nucleotides long. RefSeq names its product nucleolin-like. Bases 71 to 1786 code for a protein of 571 amino acids. Gene Ontology annotation, molecular function: mRNA binding. Lineage: Eukaryota; Metazoa; Mollusca; Bivalvia; Mytilida; Mytilidae. The transcript has 15 exons. Gene Ontology annotation, cellular component: nucleus; cytoplasm; ribonucleoprotein complex. The record is from RefSeq and is a predicted model, not a curated record.
UCUGUCUUUUUACUGAUCAAUCGUGUGUGUGGUGGACGUGUAUUUUUUCAGAGCAUUCAAAUUUGACAUCAUGCCUCCAAAAGAAACAAAGGGAAAGAAAGGGAAGAAAGGACAAAAAGCUGUGGCAUCACCUCAGAAACGUAAAGCUGUUGAAGUAGAAGAAGACGAUGAUGAUGACAGUGAUGACGAUAGUGAUGAUGAACCAGUAACAAAAGUGGCACCACAGAAAAAUAAGAAGGCCAAGGCUGCUCCACCUGCUGAAGAGAGUAGUGAUGAUUCAGAUUCAGAAGUACCUAAAAAGGCUGCUUCCAAUUCUGUAGCCAAACCAACUAAAGCUGAUGGAGACAAUGAUGAAAUAAAAACUGAUGAAGAACCAAAGAAGACUGCUCCUAAGGUUCAAGUCAAACAAGCAAAGAAAGGAAAAGCUGCUCCAGCCAAGGAAAGUGAUGACGAUGAUGAUGAUGAAAGUGAUUCUGAUGAAGAACCAAAAAAGGCCGCUCCUGCCAAGGAUAGUGAUGAUGACGAAGAUGAUGAUGAGGAUGAAAGUGAUUCUGACGAGGAAGAAGCUCCUCAAAAAACAAAAAAAGCAAAGCAAUCUAAAAUGGAAGUAGAUGAUGAUGAUGAUGACGAAUCAGAUGAUGAUGAUGACGAAAGUGAGGACGAUUCUGAUGCAGAAGAAACCGCUGUGACAAAUGGGAAGAGAAAGAAGGAAAAACAAAACAAAAAGGAAGCAAAGAAACAGAAGACUGAAGAUAGCGACACAAUUACCCUGUUUGUUGGAAACCUUCCAAAAGAAAUGGAUGCUGAUAAAGUUGAAAAGAUCUUCACCAAGAAAGGGAUAGAAGUAAAAGAAGUUCGUAGACCUGAGAAAAAGAAGUUUGCCUAUAUCGAUUUAGAAAAUAGUGAAGACCUAGAAAAAGCUGUAAAACUUAAUGGAAAGACGAUAGGAGACAGUGUACUGGUUGUAGAAAAAGCUAAAUCCCGAAUAGAAAAGGAGAAUUCAAAUGCAAGCACACCAGCCAGACAAAGUACUGGUGGAGGAAAAGAUGACUCUACAUUGUUUGUAAAAAAUCUAUCGGAUGACACAACUGAAGAAAGUUUAAAAGAAUUUUUCCCUGAAUCUGUUGAAAUUAGGUUACCAAGGAAACCAGAUGAUAGUCAUAGAGGGUUUGCCUAUAUAGUUUUCAAGGCACCAUCUGAAGUAGAGUCUGCACUUAAGGAUAAGCAGGGCUCAGAGUUGGAUGGUAAUGCCCUGUACUUGGAUCAUUCUGGAAGUAAGAAGACAUUUCAAAGUCCUGGAGGUAGAUCUGGUGGAAGUUCGGGAGAACCUGGAAAGUCUAAAGUUCUUUUUGUUAAGAAUCUAUCCUUUGAUACUGACGAACAUGGAUUGAAAAGUGCUUUCAAAGGCUCUACUGCUGCAAGAAUAGCAAAAUUUCCCGACACUCAGAAACCUAAAGGGUUUGGAUUCGUAGAUUUUGAUUCUGCUGAAGAUGCCCAGUCAGCAUUUAAUGCCAUGAAAGGAAAAGAAAUAGAUGGUAGACAGAUAUUUGUAGACUUUGCUGGCGAGAGAGGAGCAGGAGGAGAUAGAAGAGGCGGUGGACGUGGAGGGGGAUUUAGAGGUGGACGUGGAGGUGGAUUUAGAGGAGGACGUGGUGGUGGUGGUGGAAGAGGAGGCAGAGGUGGUUUUGGAGACCGAGGACGUGGACGUGGAGGUGGAGGAGGUUUCAGAGGUAACAGAGGUGGCAUACAGGGGUAUGCAGGAAAAAAGAAGACAUUUGAUGACUAGAUGACCAAUUAUGUAACUUGCAAUUGAAUGAAUAAAGGAAUGAUUGUUAAAUGGUUCGCUUGCCAUAUUGAGGAUUUUUUUUUGCAAUUUUACAAGUUGUAAAGCACAGUAUGAAAGAAGACUUUUAGAAAGAACAAUGCUAAAAUGUACAAGUACUGUUUUUGGGAGUGAUGCCAAUUAAUGAUACUUCAGACUGACCAGCUGAAAAAACAAUGUUCAGUCUUUGUAAAUCUUAUGUAUACUUUUAGACUGAUUAACAUGAACACUAGAUUGUAUACUUGACUUGUUUUUGUUUUGACCUAAACAUCAAAUAUUUUUUAUAUAAGAAUUUUUGGCACAGAAGUGUCAACAUUUAUGGAGUGUUUUAUUGAUGGAAUGUCGGAUAAGCAUUUAAACGUGUUUUGAAAUCUGAUUUCCAACAAGAUCUGUCAAAUUAUUAUUCAAAUUUCAUAGAAAGAUAUUGGAGUAGACACUUCCCUUGCUAUGUUAAUUUCUUAUAAAAUAUUUGUUGACCUAGGGAACUAAUCUGUAAUUGUUAAUAGAAAAUUUGUUCUAUUUUGAUAUUUUAAGCUCAUUGAUAAUUUCAUCACAUACAUUCACAAAGUAAUAAAUAACCUAUCUGAUCUUGAAUGUUCCUAUCAUCAGUAGAUACUAUAGUUGUCCUAUUUGCAUUUAUACCACAUCCAUUUUUUUCUAAUGUGUUCUGAUCAUUUGUGACAUUUUGAAACCAUAAUUUUAUUUAUACACUUAAGAUUUGUUAAUGUAUUUACAUGAAUUGUUAUAUGAAGUCAUUUUAUGUCAUCUGCACUCUUUUCACACAAAAUUGUACAAUUAUUACUGAAGUGUUCAUGACCAGAGAGUAGUUCAUUGUAAGAUUUUUGUGAAAAAAGUUGCUGUAUUUUAUCAUUGUCACCUUUGUUACGUUUGCCAUGAUAUUUUAUGCUCAUGUCAACACGCUGAAUAAUAAAUAAAUAGAAUUGAA